This is a messenger RNA of Linum tenue, 1721 nucleotides long. The record is from the annotation of a GenBank genome assembly. NCBI's taxonomy places the organism in Eukaryota, Viridiplantae, Streptophyta, Magnoliopsida, Malpighiales, Linaceae.
CACCGAUUCUAUCCUCAUCUCUGGUCCACAGCCGUCAGAUCAUAGUUGGGAGUUUACAAUCAACCAUCAUCUACCUCGCAAUUGAAAGCUAAAGACGGAUAUCCAUCUUCUCCUCCCGCACCUGAUCGCUCAUUCCCUCCCAACCCACCAUUAAUAACGCUAGCAGAAAUUCAAAAAAGUGCGAGCGAAAUUUGCAGAGUGAGCAAGCAGAGAGCUCUCUUCCAAUGGCGAAGCCGGUCUCCAUUGAAGUCUGGAACCCAAAUGGGAAAUACAGAGUCGUCAGCACUAAAUCCAUGCCGGGAACCCGCUGGAUCAAUCUUCUCAUCGAACAAGACUGCCGCCUCGAGAUAUGUACCGAGAAGAAAACGAUCCUCUCCGUCGAGGACAUCAUCGCUCUUAUUGGAGACAAGUGCGAUGGAGUCAUCGGCCAGUUGACGGAAGAUUGGGGGGAGACUUUGUUCGCGGCGCUGAGUAAAGCUGGAGGGAAAGCAUUCAGCAACAUGGCAGUUGGGUACAAUAACGUGGAUGUCAAUGCUGCUAAUAAGUAUGGGGUUGCAGUUGGAAACACUCCUGGAGUGCUUACGGAGACAACUGCGGAGUUGGCCGCAUCGCUUUCGCUUGCUGCAGCUAGAAGGAUUGUUGAGGCUGAUGAGUUCAUGAGGGCUGGAUUAUACGAUGGAUGGCUUCCGCACUUGUUUGUUGGAAACUUGCUCAAGGGGCAAACUGUUGGUGUCAUUGGGGCUGGCCGAAUCGGAUCUGCUUAUGCCAGAAUGAUGGUUGAAGGGUUCAAAAUGAAUCUCAUAUACUUCGACCUGUAUCAAUCAACGCGGCUGGAGAAGUUCGUUACUGCGUAUGGUCAGUUCCUCAAAGCAAAUGGCGAGCAACCGGUGACCUGGAAAAGAGCAUCCUCCAUGAGUGAGGUGCUUCAAGAGGCUGAUGUGAUAAGUCUUCACCCGGUUCUGGACAAGACCACUUACCACUUGAUCAACAAGGAGAGUCUUGCUACAAUGAAGAAGGAAGCUAUCCUGAUAAACUGCAGCAGGGGUCCUGUGGUUGAUGAAGUAGCUCUUGUUGAACAUUUGAAACAGAAUCCCAUGUUUCGAGUUGGUCUCGAUGUCUUUGAGGAUGAGCCUUACAUGAAACCGGGUCUUGGUGAAAUGAAGAAUGCUAUUGUUGUGCCGCACAUUGCUUCUGCUUCGAAGUGGACUCGUGAGGGGAUGGCAACUCUGGCAGCUCUGAAUGUCCUGGGGAAGAUUAAAGGGUACCCUGUGUGGCAUGACCCAAAUCGAGUAGAGCCAUUCCUGAAUGAAAAUGCUCCUCCUCCAGCUGCGAGUCCAAGCAUUGUGAAUGCUAAAGCUCUUGCUGUGCCAGGAAUUCCCAUUUCUACCACAAAAUCUUCUUCAAGCCUUGAUAAUGGCCUUCUCUUGUUGCUCUUCUCGCAGGUUUACCAGUUUCCAAGGUGCAGGGCAAUUUACAGCCAUUUAUAAUGUACUCUCUUGAUAUCGUAAGUGGAACAUUAACGGUAUGCGUAUUUAAACCCGAAAAAAUGGCCGAUAUGCUUGUUUGGUCUCUUCCAUGUUAUGGUAUGGCAGUACGUCUAAGCUAACCAGAAGCUUGUGGUUUCAAUAAGACGGUUUUUCUGUGUAAUACCUCAUCCAACUGUUUAAAUAAACUAAUUAUCUUUCGUAUUAAAUAUUAAUCAGACUUUUGAAAAUACAAAA